AUGGUCAGUUUUGAUUCAGUCAGUUCUUCCGAGCACUCCUUGGUUGCCUUGCGAAACAGGAUAGUCGGCGAUGCUACAGCUAAACUUGAUGUUUAUUUGGGCCAAAAUAGUACGAUAUUCAAGGAGCUGACAUCUAUAAGUGCCAGCGAUGAUAUUGAUCUACAACAUUUAAAGUUAGACAUAUUAUUGAUUUUGUUGAAUGUGGACAAAAAUACAAUUGAAUCCUUAGGGGAAAGCUAUAAUGAUGUUGUUGUAAGUGUUCUACAGGAUAUUGAACUACCUAAGACAUUUCUUACAAACAAUACUUCAAUCAACAGAAAAUAUAUCAAACUGAUUAACAUGAGCAAAGGCUAUACGGAAUGCGAUGAAUUCCCUUUCCUCAAAGAAACAGAACAAUAUUUGUCUCAUUUAAUCGACAAGCUACUUUCUGAUAUAGCCAACUCAAGCGAGAUAGCAAACACGAUCGAAUUACUCACAUUACAACUACAAAAUGGCAAAAAUAGGUCAUUUUUAAUGACAAAAUCACUCAAGGAGCAAAUUGAGUCAAUGCUGUUUAAAUGUUACAGAAAAUACGCAGAGCUAAUUAACUACAAGUAUAUGAUUCGCCUUAGAGUUCAAAAAGAUAAGAAGAAUAACAAAUAUAAACCGCUCAGCAAUAAAGGUUUGAACUCUUGCAUUUCAUUACCGAAUUCGAUCACCAUAUCAAAUCAACAAGACGAAAAGCUCCUCUAUUUAUGCUUGGUACUUUACACUUGGAGUCAUAAAAUAAAUCAAACUGCAUCACUUUGGGAAAGCAGCGAAUUUCAAUUUUUUAUUUCCAGUUUUCUAAAAGGGGAGAAUAUACAACUAAAGUGUGCUGCGUUGGAGUUUUUAAUAGCUCCCUAUCUGAAUACUGAAAACACUUGGAAAAAGAGAAAGAUCAUUAUAAAAUACCUCCCAUAUUUAGUCGAUCUCCUCAAUUAUCAACCCCUACCAAAGUGGUUUGACAUUUUUGAGACUUUAACAGAUUUAAUUGAAUUAUACAACAGGCACGAGCCCAUGAACAAUCCCAUUAUUAUGUUUUUGUCAAAAUCAAAUAUGCUAUACGGGAUUUUGGGGGUAUUUUUUGAAUGUAUGUCAUUAAAAACACAAAAUAAUGCUUCUAUCAAAACAUUGACUAAAUGCGUUAAAUUUUGUGCUGCGUUUGCUGCUAACGAUGAAAAAUAUAGGGCCCUUCUAUUGGAACAUAAGUUUCUGUUGAAUAACCUAGAGUUUGGAUUAGAACUUCACCUUAGUUUACUUAAUGAAUUUAUUGAAUUUUUCAAUACCUUUAAAAAUGGAAAUUUGAUUUCUAGUACUGAACCUUUCCCAUGUUUAUAUGAUUCGGAACUUUGUUUUGAAUGGUUAUCUUUACUAAAGUCAUUUUCAAGAAGCGUGACAGCGUUACGUACUUCUCUGAAAAGAAACAAAUUACCAGAGUUGCUGCUAAGACUUUUGAGAAAAAUACAUCGUAUUACAAAAGAAUGUUUUGAGGUGGGCCCUGAAUUCUUAGGCGCUGAAUUAAAAGUAAUGGGACAAACACUAGGUACGAUCUGCAAUUUUGUUGUAGAAUUUUCCAAUCUCCAGCCAUACCUAGUAAAGAACGGCAUAAUUGAAAUUAUACAAGAUCUGCUCAGUGAUCCACUAUUAAACGACAGUAUCGAGUGGAAUUUACAAAGCAGGAAGAAUGCGUUACAGGGUUGCAACACAGAGGAUGUUAAGACUAAUUCGUUAUGGGUAUUGCGUCACUUAAUGUAUAAUUGUCAAAAUGAAGAAAAGCUAGAAUUACUCGCGAAGAUUCCAAUGGAAACUAUUCUGGAGUUUGUUAAUGAUCCUAGCUGGCCAGUGCAGGCACAAGCUUUCCAAUUAAUCAGAAAUCUGACGUCGAAUUCUAGAAAAGUGGUGAAUAUUUUACUGGAGAACUUUAAAGAAGUUGAAUACAAUCUUGACCCAGUAACAGGCAAAACCAAAGCAAUUGGUAACACUUAUCUGUUUGAGUUCCUUGUACAUAAAAUGACCAAAUUAGAUCCCCGUGAUCCACCACAAAAGAAAACCCUAGAAGGGAUUUUAUAUAUAAUAGUUAACCUAGCUGCUGUGAAUGAAAACAAAAAACAACUCGUUGUGGAACAAGAUGAAAUAUUAGAAAUAUUAAGUGAAAUAUUAGCAGCUUCUGCACAAAACCCAACAAGAUAUGGAAACGAUAGUGACUUGAAACUUGCAUCACUUUGGGUACUAAAUAACUUACUAUGGAAUUCUGAAUCAGCAAACCAUUCCCAAUUUGGUUUGGAUGGAUACCCACCAACGUCAAGAGACAGCAGUUCAGCACCAAUAGAUUACUCCGAACCGCCAUCAGGUAGAGUGUCCAGAAAUGAAAUACAUGGCAUUACAAGCAACACCGAUCAUAACUCAGCUAUUGAUGAGGAUAUUGAUGACAGUAGCGCUCUUCAAGACAAUGAAGAACGGAACGACGAGUUUGUGAGACAUAUCCCAGAGGGUAGAUCUCAGAAUAAUAAUUCCACUGUUUUAAGAUGCAAGAAAUUGGUUGAUCUAGGUAUACAUGAACUGGUGAAAAAGAAUAUUUUUGACGAUUCACUUUCAGUAAGAGAGAAAGCAAGAACACUUUCCUUUCAUAUGGACUUACUUUUACGUGAUAGCAACAGUAGCUGA
This is a messenger RNA of Nakaseomyces glabratus, 2685 nucleotides long. RefSeq names its product glucose-induced degradation complex subunit VID28 (gene VID28). Gene Ontology annotation, biological process: proteasome-mediated ubiquitin-dependent protein catabolic process. Lineage: Eukaryota; Fungi; Ascomycota; Saccharomycetes; Saccharomycetales; Saccharomycetaceae. The record is from RefSeq and is a predicted model, not a curated record. Gene Ontology annotation, cellular component: GID complex.